GUGACCAGCCCAUCCGCCCGGUGACUAAGAGCUGGCACUAUUUAAGAGGCAGCUGGCAUGGGCUGGGAGUUGCUUUUGCUUUUCCCAACAUCCUCACCCGACCUGAGCCUCUGGGGUCCCCGCGGUCACCAUGUGCUACGGCAAAUGCGCGAGAUGCAUCGGCCACUCUCUGGUGGGGCUUUCCGUCCUCUGCAUCGUGGCCAACAUCCUGCUGUACUUUCCCAACGGGGAGACGAAGUACGCCGUGGAGAACCACCUCAGCCACUAUGUCUGGUUCUUCUCCGGCAUCGUGGGUGGGGGCGUGCUGAUGUUGCUGCCUGCGUUUGUGUUCCUUGGGCUGGAGGAGGACGACUGCUGCGGCUGCUGUGGUCAGGAGAACUGCGGCAAGAGAUGCGCGAUGUUUUCCUCUGUCCUGGCUGCUCUCAUUGGAAUCGCAGGAUCUGGCUACUGCGUCAUUGUGGCCGCCGUGGGCCUGGCAGAAGGACCGCUGUGCAGUGACGCCCACGGCCGGUGGAACUACACCUUUGCCAACACCGAGGGACAGUACCUGCUGGAUACCUCCACGUGGUCACAGUGUCAUGAGCCCAAGCAUAUCGUGGAGUGGAAUGUCACUCUGUUCUCCAUCCUCCUGGCUUUCAGUGGAAUUGAAUUCAUCUUGUGCCUCACACAAGUCAUAAACGGAGUACUCGGAGGCAUAUGCGGUUACUGCUGUUCCCGCCAGCAGCAAUAUGACUGCUAAAAGAACCACAAGACAGAGCCACACACUUCUUCUAUUUAUAUAUAUGUAUGUAUUUACUUGUAUUAUUGUCAAACUUUGUACCUGUGCAUCAUAAUCCCACAUAUUUUGCUUUUGUAAAGGAAUAGACUGCUUUCUUCAUGUGGAUGCUGGUGUUUGAGUUUAGCGGACUUUGUUUUAAGGAAGGAGACCGUGAGCUGUGCUCUGGAGGUAAUUGACAGGCCGACUGACUCCUCAGCACAUCUGAGAUAAAUUCUGCAAUGCUUAGGAUGAAAACAACAGUCUAAUUACCAUUGUACAUAUAUGUAUGUCUUUUUUUUAAAAAAAAAAUGAAAGAUGUUGAGUUGCCGUUCUUAAAACUAGGAUAGAGGCAAACCCAAAAACCGGAAAAGAUGACUUUCACUGUUUAUAUGGUAUUUCCCAUUUGUGUGCCUACAAAUUUCCAGCAAGAGGCCUUUGGACUACUGUGUUGUGAGAGGGAACAAACACGUGGUGGGUUUGAAGGACCAGCUGAGAACACUCUUACCCAGAUAAAUGAGUGGAAAAGCACAAUGCUGCUUUUUGCUUGGUGGACUACCAGAGCCUAGACUUUCCUAACACGGGGAAGCACUGUUCCCUUCAAGGAAGAGGACUCCACUUGUAAAGAGAGCCGGGCCAGGAUCCUCGGACAUGAAGAUCAACGGGAAAUGGAAUAAAACAGCUGGCUGCCAUCAAGGGAAAAUGGGGGAAGGAGAGACUAGCAGAAGAGCCACAAGGAAACGCCCCCAGACUUGCUUGUUAACCAUCAAAUAAAGUGUUUACUACCGUUUCAUAGUUGGUUUUAAUAUA
This is a messenger RNA of Jaculus jaculus (lesser Egyptian jerboa), 1564 nucleotides long. RefSeq names its product transmembrane 4 L6 family member 1. Bases 131 to 739 code for a protein of 202 amino acids. The transcript has 5 exons. Lineage: Eukaryota; Metazoa; Chordata; Mammalia; Rodentia; Dipodidae. Gene Ontology annotation, cellular component: membrane. The record is from RefSeq and is a predicted model, not a curated record.